AUGAAGUCCGCCCUCGCCCUCGCAGCAUUUGCUCCUCUCGUCGUCCUGGCUGUACCUCCAGCCUGUCUCCUGGCUUCUCUUGAACAACAAGGCGUCCCCAGCGGAGUAGAAUACAUCUGCGAGGUUAAGCAAAAAGACAUGCUGGGUAACCUGACGGUCACUUGCAAUGCCGAAGAUCUCAAACCUGCCUACGAGAGCUUCGCCUCUACCUGUGCGCUGGUUGGCAUCGAUGUGGCCGGACUGCCUGCGCCAUCUUCAUCCUCUUCGCCCUCACCUACUCCGUCUGCCACCAACUCUGAUGCUUCCAGCGUUCCUCAAGCCACGGGGGCACCGUCCACAACCAUCUCAACACCGACUGCUAGCACUUCGAAACCUGCUAGUGCUGCCGCUGCCAUUGCACCUCACGCAGUCCUCUUUACAAUCUUUGGUCUGUCGACUACGGGUCUCUUCAGCAUUGUCUUCCUGUGA
Molecule: messenger RNA, 468 nt
Organism: Colletotrichum chrysophilum
Lineage: Eukaryota; Fungi; Ascomycota; Sordariomycetes; Glomerellales; Glomerellaceae
Exons: 2
Coding region: 1-468 (155 amino acids)
Source: RefSeq, a predicted model, not a curated record